Drosophila simulans is the source of this 980-nucleotide messenger RNA. RefSeq names its product 28S ribosomal protein S2, mitochondrial (gene mRpS2). NCBI's taxonomy places the organism in Eukaryota, Metazoa, Arthropoda, Insecta, Diptera, Drosophilidae. Gene Ontology annotation, molecular function: structural constituent of ribosome. Gene Ontology annotation, cellular component: mitochondrial small ribosomal subunit; ribosome. The record is from RefSeq and is a predicted model, not a curated record. The coding region runs from base 116 to 910 and encodes 264 amino acids. Gene Ontology annotation, biological process: translation. The transcript is spliced from 2 exons.
GUUGUUUGAAAACCUCUUGUAGAAACACAUCUAUCCAACACUACCCACCAGCUGUUUACCAAAAUCCAUAGAGAAGAAGAAGAACAUAGGUUAUGAAAACACGAGCCGCUCCAAAAUGUUGAGAAAAUCGUUUGCCAACCUACCUCGCUUUGGUCAGAUGUGCGGUCUGCCACGACGUCUGCAGAGCACACAGCCGGAGCAAUCGGUGGAAACGGAACCGGAGGACAUCGCCCUGGUGGAACAGCGGAUUCUGAAGCACCCGGACUACUUCCAAGUGCACAACCUGUUCACCGUGCGCGACCUCUUCAAUGCCCGAGUGCACUAUGGCCACAAGGAGGGCUCCCUGGACGACCGAAUGCGUCCGUACUUGUUCGGCAGUCGACUCGGUCAUUUGAUCUUCGAUCUGGACAAGACGGCGUCACAUCUGCGCGAUGCCCUCAACUUUGCCGCACACAUCGCCUUCCGAGAUGGCAUCAUCCUGUUCUUCAACCGCAACGCCAUGAACUCCCAUCUCGUGGAGCGAAAGGCCCAGGAGGCCGGUGAAUUCUCGCACACUCGCUUCUGGCGCGGCGGCAUCUUCACCAAUGCCAAUGUGCAAUUCGAUGCGGUGACCAGGCUGCCCGAUCUUUGCAUUUUCCUCAACACUCAGAACAACGUUAUGGCUCAGCACACGGCGGUUCGGGACGCCGCCAAAAUGGCCAUCCCAACGAUUGGCAUAGUGGACAGCAAUUGCAAUCCCAACCUGAUCACCUAUCCGGUGCCCGGCAACGAUGACUCGCCGGCCGCAGUGGAGCUCUAUUGCAACCUCUUCAAGGAAGCCAUACUGCGUGGCAAGCGGGAACGACGACAACUCCUUGGCCUUCCGCCCCUGGACGAAUCCCAGCCGCGGCGCAGUCGCAAAACCAAGUAAUAGUCAUAGUAGUGUCAAGUUGAUUUUGUUACAUUUAUCUAAAUACAAAUGCCAAUGGCCGUCAAUCCAG